CUUUCAUUUCAUUUCCAAACCCUAAUCCAAAAAUCAUCAGACACCAUCUCUGUGUCUCUCUCUCAAUGGCAACCGAAAACAUCCGUCGUCCCUUACAAUCAACCACUACCGAAAACAUCCCCAAUAAAAAACCCGGCCGAACAAUCGAAGAAACCUACCAGAAAAAAACUCAACUCGAACACAUCUUACUCCGUCCCGAUACCUACAUCGGAUCAAUCGAGAAGCACGAACAAACUCUAUGGGUUUGGGAAAACGAUCAAAUGAUCAAAAAACCCAUCUCUUACGUCCCCGGUUUAUACAAAAUAUUCGACGAAAUCCUCGUAAACGCCGCCGAUAACAAACAAAGAGAUCCGAAAAUGGAUACGGUUAGAGUGAAUAUAAACGUUGAAGAGAAUUUGAUAAGUGUUUAUAAUAACGGUGAUGGAAUUCCUGUUGAGAUUCAUCAAGAGGAAGGGGUAUAUGUUCCUGAGCUUAUUUUCGGGCAUUUGUUAACGAGUAGUAAUUACGAUGAUUCGAUUAAGAAAACGACUGGGGGAAGGAACGGCUAUGGGGCUAAACUUGCGAAUAUUUUUUCGACCGAGUUUACGAUUGAAACCGCUGAUGGAAAACGGAAUCGGAGAUAUAAGCAGGUGUUCACUAGCAAUAUGGGGAAGAAGUCUGAACCAACCAUCACAAAGUGCAAGAGUGGUGAAAACUGGACAAUGGUUUCGUUUAAGCCUGAUUUAGCAAAAUUUGGCAUGGAGUGUCUCGAAGAUGAUGUUGUUGGUUUGAUGAAGAAGCGUGUGGUUGACUUAGCAGGGUGCCUGGGAAAGACUGUGAAAGUUGAACUAGAUGGAAAGCGUGUUCCUCCUAAAACGUUUGAAGACUACGUUAAGCUUUAUCUUCAAUCGUCUACUGAGACCCUAAGGCUUUAUGAGAAAGUAAAUGAUCGAUGGGAGAUUUGCAUUAGUAUGGCUGAUGGGCAUUUUGAACAGGUCAGUUUCGUGAAUAACAUUGCAACAAUCAAGGGAGGGACGCAUGUCGAUUAUAUAACCAAUCAAGUUGCCAAUCACCUGGUGGCUGUUGUAAAGAAACAAAACAAGUAUGCUAAUCUCAAGACCCACAAUGUGAAGAACUACUUAUGGGUAUUUGUCAAUGCUCUUAUUGACAACCCUGCUUUUGAUUCACAAACAAAAGAGACUUUGACAAUUAAGCAAAGCAGUUUUGGAUCUACUUGUGAGCUCACACCUGAGUUCUUGAAGAAAGUGGCAAAGUCAGAUAUUGUGAAAAAAGUUAUGUCCUGGGUACAGUUUAAACAGCAGAAUGACCUUAAGAAAACUGAUGGUAACAAGAGGGGAAAACUCAACAUUCCCAAACUUGAAGAGGCUAAUUUUGCUGCAACCAAUAAUUCUGACAAUUGUACGUUGAUAUUGACAGAAGGAGAUUCUGCCAAAGCUCUUGCGAUGUCUGGAUUAUCUGUUGUGGGCCAGGAUUAUUAUGGUGUUUUUCCGUUGAGAGGUAAGUUGCUGAAUGUGAGGGAAGCUAGUCCAAAACAGCUGCAAGAAAAUGCUGAAAUUCAAAACAUAAAGAAGAUACUUGGGCUGCAGCAUGGUAAAAGUUAUGACAAUGUCAAGUCAUUGAGAUAUGGCCACCUGAUGAUUAUGGCUGAUCAGGAUCAUGAUGGUUCACACAUCAAAGGACUAUUGAUUAACUUUCUUCACUCAUUCUGGCCAUCUUUACUUAAAGUCCCAAACUUUGUGCUGGAGUUCAUUACUCCGAUAGUCAAAGCUACCAAUAAGAAGACGAAGAAUGUGUUAUCUUUCUACACGAUGCCGGAGUACGAGGCAUGGAAAGAAAAUCUUGGUCACAAAGCUAGGGAGUACAAAAUAAAGUACUAUAAGGGGCUGGGAACAAGUAAUGGUAAAGAAGGGGCAGAGUAUUUUGCUGAUCUUGACAUGCAUAAGAAGGAUUUUGUUUGGGCUGAUGAAGAGGAUGGUGAGGCAAUAGAACUUGCCUUUAGUAAGAAGAAGAUUGAGGCCAGAAAGAACUGGCUCCGAGCCCUUCAGGCUGGUACCUAUUUUGAUUCUAAGGAAAAACAUAUCCCAUACCGUGACUUCAUCAACAAAGAACUUAUUCUGUUUUCAAUGGCUGAUCUUCAAAGAUCAAUCCCAUCUAUGGUGGAUGGAUUGAAACCGGGUCAAAGAAAGAUUCUGUUCUGUGCUUUUAAGAAGCCCAUUUUCCAGGAAGUUAAAGUUGCUCAAUUCAGUGGCUAUGUGUCUGAGCACUCUGCUUAUCAUCAUGGUGAGCAGAGUCUUGUCAGCACAAUCAUUGGCAUGGCCCAAAACUUUGUGGGCAGUAAUAACAUUAACCUUCUUUACCCAAGUGGGCAGUUUGGUACCCGCCAGAUGGGUGGCAAAGAUCAUGCAAGUGGCAGAUAUAUCUAUACAAGGCUUUCUCCUAUCACACGCCAUCUCUUCCACAAGGCGGAUGAACUGCUGCUUAACUACUUGAAUGAAGAUGGACAAUCCAUUGAGCCUACCUGGUUCAUGCCUAUCAUACCAAUGGUAUUGGUAAAUGGAAGUGAAGGAAUUGGGACAGGGUGGAGUUCGUUUAUUCCAAAUUAUAAUCCACGAGACAUUAUUGUCAACCUAAGACGCCUCUUGAAUGGUGAAGCAAUGGUGCCAAUGGAUCCAUGGUACAAAUGGUUCAAGGGAACCAUUCAGAGGACUGCAUCGAAGGAAACUGGGUACACCACUAUAGGAAUAAUGGAGGAAAAGGAGGAUGAAAACGCACUCAGUAUUACUGAGCUGCCGAUAAGAAGGUGGACUCAAGAAUACAAAGAGUUUUUGGAAGUAGCUUCACUAUCCGGGAAAGACAAGGAACCUUUCAUCGAGGAGUACAUGGCUCAUAAUGAUGAUACCACAGUACAUUUUGAAGUUAUCAUGACAGCAGAUCAAAUGAACAAAGCAAAACAAGAGGGUUUGCUGAAGAAAUUUAAGCUGACAACUACUUUAAGCACCAGUAACAUGCAUCUUUUUGAUGCAAAUGGUGUAAUUAAGAAGUAUGACACCCCUGAACAAAUUCUUGAGGAUUUCUUUCACCUUCGUCUUGAUUUUUAUGAGAAGAGGAAGACAGCUCUGCUUCGGGAGCUUGGAAAAGCUUCAUUGCAACUGGAAAACAAAGUGAGGUUUAUUCGUGAGGUUGUAGAUGGAACACUUGUUGUAAGCAACAGAAAGAAAGUGGAUCUGUGUGCUGAACUGAAGAACAAAGGUUAUACACCAUUACCGAAAGAGGCUGUUCUAGAAGCAUCCGUUGCUGGAGCGGUUGAUCAUAUUGAAGGAAAUGAAGAAAAUGAAGAGGAUGCUGAUGAGGUGGUUGUAGAAGAAGAAAAGCCUCAAGUGACUGCCAGCAAAACGAUUCCUGGAACAGAAUAUGAUUAUCUGUUGUCCAUGGCAAUUGGAACAUUGACAUAUGAGAAAAUGAAACAGCUAUGGGAAGAAAGAGAUACAAAGAAGGCAGAGUUUGAUGAACUUACGAAGACUCCUUCGAAGUCUUUAUGGCUGCGAGAUCUUGAUGCCCUUAACAACCAACUUGAUGAACAAGAUAAAAGAGAUGCUAAAGAUGAAGCAGAGAGAAGGAAACAACAAGAAAAGGCACGUGCUAAGGGACCUGGAGGUGGUAGGAAUGCUAGGAAACCCGCCCGAAAGCCUGCUGCCAAGAAAGCCACCAUCACAGAAGUUGCUGAAUCAAUGGGAACAUCGGCUUCUACUGUCAUGGAAACAGAUAAUGUUCCCGCUGCAAAGAAAGGAAGAGCCCGAGCAGCAGUUCCAAAGAAAGCUCCUGCUAAAAGCCAGGCAAAAGCUACUUUGGUGGAUGAAGAUGAUGAGGAUGAGAUUCCAUCAUUGGCAGAUCGCAUGGCCAAACAGAAUAUGCGAUCUGAGCAGGAUGAUGAAAUUGUUGAGCUGGAAGAUCGAUUAGCAAGGCAUAAUAUUGAGUCAUCUCCUGAACAAGCAGAAGAAGCUCCAAAAAAGAAAGCACCUGCAAAAAGAGCUGCUGCUGCUGCAAAAAAGAAGGCCACCAUCGCUGAGAUAUCUGAUGAUGAAGAUGAUGCUGUACUUGAAAUGAGUGAUGAUUCCGACUUUGAAGUUGUAGCCCCACCACCGGAGGAGAAAAAGAAGGGUGGUCGAAAACCAGCAGCAGCCAAGCAACCAGCUGGGGCAACCAAGAAAAGAGGACCAGCUGCUAAAGCAGCAGGAGCCGGGCAGAGGUUGAUUACUGAAGUUUUGAAACCGGUUGCAGAAGCAUCACCUGAAAAGAAGGUGAGGAAGAUGAGGCCAUCCCCAUUCAACAAAAAAAGUGGGUCAAUGUUAGGAAGAAUGAAUAACAAGAAUGGUCAGGAAGACGAAGAAGAGAUGGAUGCUGCAGGAUCAAGUGCUGAAGCUGCAGUAGCAAAAGCAAGACCACAAAGAGCAAACAAAAAGAAGAUGACAUAUGUUGUGAGUGAUUCCGAUGAAGACUUAGUAGACGAAGCAACUGAGGAUUCUGAUUUUGAUGACGAUGAGUAAGUGUCAUUUUGUGGUCUGGUUGUUCUAACUUUGAAUUAGAAAUGGUGGGAAAAGUUAGCUUGUUUUCCUGAACUUUAGGAAUGUGUUGUUAAUGUUGUGCUGUGUUGCCAUUGGCUCUUAAUGAAAAUAACAUUGCCUAGCAGGUAAUUUUUUAGA
Messenger RNA from Erigeron canadensis, 4700 nucleotides. Its product is annotated as DNA topoisomerase 2. Lineage: Eukaryota; Viridiplantae; Streptophyta; Magnoliopsida; Asterales; Asteraceae. Gene Ontology annotation, molecular function: DNA topoisomerase type II (double strand cut, ATP-hydrolyzing) activity; DNA binding; ATP binding. Gene Ontology annotation, biological process: sister chromatid segregation; resolution of meiotic recombination intermediates; DNA topological change. Gene Ontology annotation, cellular component: nucleus. The transcript is spliced from 18 exons. The record is from RefSeq and is a predicted model, not a curated record. The coding region runs from base 66 to 4544 and encodes 1492 amino acids.